GAGGGCGGGCGGUGCGGCAUGGCGGCGUAGCGGGGCAGCAUGGCGCUGCUGCGGCUGCGGGCGGCGCUGCUGGGCCCGGCCCGGCUGAGGGGAGGCGGGAUCCCAUGGAGCGUCCUCAGGUGUUACUCCUCAGCCAGCGCCAAGGAGAAGGCGAGGAGAAACGCCAUCUGUGAGAGGACGGAGCUGCUGGAAGUACUGAAAGCUCGAGUGAAACAACUCCAAACCAGUAACAUCCCAGAGGUGACCAUCAACAAAGUGGAACUGGCACCAGUGCAGAGUGACAGGCACCACAACCCGCUGCAGAAAGUAGUGGAUGCCCGUACAGCAGUGGAGCACCUGGUCCCCAAACAGUCCAGCAGCUGGACAGAAAAGCUGAAGAAGGAAAUGUACAUCCGGCAGCUGAAGGUGGAGAAGAAGCUGUCUAUUGCAGCCUCCCAGAUGACUCCAGAGGGCCAGCCCAAGGUCAAAACAAAAGUCAAGGUGAAGACAAAGGUGAAAGCAAAGGCAAAGACAAAGACCAAAUCCAAAGCCAAAUCCAAGAAGAGCCAGAAGAGCCCAAAGGCUACAGCAAGUACUUCCAGAAACCAGAGCCACGCUGGUCCCAGCAGUGCUAACACCUACCAUAAGCCCAGGGUGGAAGAAAUGAAGCAAGAUGUGAAAGCACAGAAGCCUCAACGUGUGCAUGAGGAUAGGAGCAGCCAGCGCAAGAUCAUGCAGCAGACCAACCAGUCUAAUCUUGAGUGCCUCCUGUACUUACAGCAGCCAGAGGAGGCUGAGAAGUUGCUCCUACUGUAUCACAGCAACCCCAUGAAAAGGAAACUUUUGAAUGUUGAUGCAUACAACGUCGUGAUGCGUGGCUGGGCAAGGAAGGGCUGCUUGCACCGUGUCAUCCAUCUGUUUUCCAUGCUGGAGUCCAUCAGCCUGCGGCCCAACCUGGACUCCUAUGCAGUACUGCUGGAGUGCAUGACACAGAGCCAGGCAUCCACCAAAGCCAUCUGGAGGUGUGUGCAGCACCUGAAGAAAGAUGGUUUCCACGUGGAUGAGCUCUUCCAAAAGUGCCUGUUUGAGGGAGAUGAGAAGGAGAUGGUGCUGAAGGCCAUCAGGAUUAUCCAGCCUGACUACCAGCUGCCCCCUCCACCCAAACCCGAGAUCUGCAAGACUGCUUUGCUCAAGAACUUCUACUCUGAGGAGAAGAUGGUGUCGUAUCCCAAGCUGGAUUUCACUGUGCAGGAGCUGAGGGAGCGCUUCCAGCAGCAGCUGGAGAUGGAGCUGAACAGCACCAUAACCAUCGAGUCAGUGGAGUCAACCAAACCUCUGACUCCACAAGCCAUCAAAGCGCGCCAGCAGUUGGCCACCUUUCGUUCUCAGUGGCGUGGUGCCAUUCUUCAGGCCCUGCAGAAGUCAAAGCACAACAUGUCCCAGGUCAAGACAAUGUCAGGGCACAGCGUUCUCUACCCCUACCUGUGUCUGCUGCCUGAUGAGGAGUACGUGGACAUCAUGAUGCAGAUUCUCAACAGCCUUUCUCCACAAGGAGAAUCCCUGGCUGUUUUAGCCAGGGAGCUUGGCUCCAAAGUCUACAACAGAUACCUCACCCAGAGGAAGCUGCACAGUGGUCAGCUCGAGAAGGUGCAGGAGAUCUACAAGAACUAUAUCCACCUGCUGGCAAAGGAUAGCCAGCCUAGUGAGUACUUGCCACGGGAGUACUGGGAGAAACUGGUGGCAGAAGCAGGCUAUGGGCCUUCCCUGAACUUAAAGGACUGCAGCUGGCCGUAUGUGCUCCUGAUGCGCCUGGGAAUGUACUUGCUGGAGAUCCUGGUGCAUGCUGUCAAGGUGCCCAGGAACACCCUUAACCCUCGCCUACCAUCCAAGCUUAUCCCUGUCCUCUACCACAUCUACUCCUUCCGCAGCAGCUGGCAGGUUGGGCUGAUAAAGCCCCAUCCCAUUUUCUCCCAGAUUGUGUCAGACGCUGCAGAGACCAUGCUGACCUUUAACUCCUCUGCCAUACCCAUGCUGUGCCCCCCUGUCCCCUGGACCUCCCCACACUUCGGUGCCUUUGUCCUGAGUGACACCAAACUGAUGCGUUACGUGGAUGGGGCCAUCCAGCACCAGCAGCUCUUGGACCAGUGUCCUCAGGUGAACCUCCACCCCGUGCUGGAUGCCUUGAACCAGCUGGGCAACUGUGCAUGGAAGAUUAACCAGCCAGUGUUGGAUAUAAUCAUCUCCAUCUUCAAUGACAAAGGCAAUGAGAAGCUGGACAUCCCACCACCCGUCUCUGAGGCCCCCAAGCCUCCUGUCUCUCCCAGCAGUUCCUCUGCCUUGCACAAGUCCCAGAAGCAUGAGUUGUUGCUGUGCAAGAAGAAGGCAGCUGAGAUGCACAGUUUGCGCAUGGAUGCCCUCUAUAAGCUCUCCAUUGCCAACUAUGUCAGGGACAAAGUGUUUUGGUUUCCUCACAACAUGGAUUUCCGUGGCAGGACUUACCCUUGUCCACCUUAUUUCAAUCACUUGGGUAACGAUGUCACUCGUGCCAUCCUGCUCUUUGCAGAGGGAAGGCCUCUGGGGCCAAAGGGCCUCGACUGGCUGAAGAUCCACCUCAUUAACCUCACAGGGCUGAAGAAGAAGAAUGCCUUGCAGGAGCGCUUGGAUUAUGCCAAUGAAAUCAUGGAGGAGAUCCUGGACUCUGCUGACCACCCUCUCACGGGCAGGAAGUGGUGGAUGAACACUGACGAACCCUGGCAAGUCUUGGCGUGCUGCAUGGAAAUUGCCAAAGCCUCGAGGUCACCAGAUCCAGCUGCCUUCAUCUCUCAUUUCCCUGUUCACCAGGAUGGCUCUUGCAAUGGUCUGCAGCACUAUGCAGCGCUUGGCCGGGACCUCAUAGGUGCAAUCUCUGUCAAUUUGAUGCCCUGCAAUGUCCCUCAGGAUGUCUACAGUGCGGUGGCCCAGCAGGUGGAGGAGUUUAGGAAGAAGGAUGCCGAGGAAGGGUUGAGAAUUGCCCAGGUGCUGGAAGGGUUCAUUGGUCGCAAGGUGGUGAAGCAGACGGUGAUGACGGUGGUGUACGGUGUCACACGCUAUGGUGGGAGGCUGCAGAUGGAGAAACGUCUGAAGGAGAUUGAGUUCCCUGAGGAGUACCUAUGGGAGGCAUCUCACUACCUCGUAAAGCAGGUGUUUAAUGGCAUCAAGGAGAUGUUCUCAGCGACUCGAGAUAUCCAGAACUGGCUGACGGAGAGCGCCAAGCUCAUUGCACAGUCAGGACGGACAGUGGAGUGGGUCACCCCGCUGGGUCUCCCCAUCGUGCAGCCCUACUAUCGGAUCAGGCCCACUGUGUUGACUUGCAGCAUGCAGAACUUGAGUGUGAAAAACUCCAGCAACAACAACCAGAAGCCUGAUACAGUGAAGCAGAAAAACGCCUUCCCACCCAACUUCAUCCAUUCCCUGGACUCGACCCACAUGAUGCUCACAGCUCUGCACUGCUUCAGGCAGGGUCUGACCUUUGUCUCAGUCCACGAUUGCUACUGGACUCAUGCACUCACUGUGGACAUCAUGAACGAGAUCUGUCGGCAGCAGUUCGUGGCUCUGCACAGCCAGAAGAUCCUGGAGGAUCUGUCCAAGUUCAUGCUGGAGAAUUACUGCAGCCCUGACAGAGAGAGCAGAGCCCUUUGGCAGAAGAAGCUGAUGGAGCAGCUGUCAAAUGUCCCCAAAACAGGUGAAUUCAACCUGAACAAAGUAAUAGACUCCACCUAUUUCUUCAGCUGAGCCCCAGCAGCCAGUGGAGCCCUGGACCACCUCUGGAAUUCAGCUGCCUAGAGGUGAUGGUAGGCGCUGGCCCACAGAGCUCUGCUGUCCUGCAGCUCAUGGGGGAACAGCCCAGCAAAACACACCUGCACAAAAUGGAGAUGCUGGGGGCGAAGUGGGACUGCUGGAGGAGUGUAGGAGCAGCUGUGGGGGGCUGCUGGAGUUAGAGGUGGGUCUGUGCUGUUUGCUGCUACUGCCUGCGUCUCAGCCUAAGGAGCUGGAGAGGGCUGCAGAGAUGCAGUGUGGGGUCAGGGAUUAGGUGGGGUUGGCUUUCUGCAAUCCUCGCCCUGACGUAAGAUGUCUGUGCUACCCCUGCCAGCUCCAGAGCUGGCUUGGAUGUCACCUGUGUCCCUUGCCAGGAAUGUGUUUAAAUUCUGCUUGCUGGGUCUCAGGCAGAGGAAGAAAUCACUAGCUCAGGGGUGGAGAUGUACAGUACUGUAAAUAAAACGUUUUUUGAAAUACAA
This is a messenger RNA of Gallus gallus (chicken), 4253 nucleotides long. It is a transcript of the gene POLRMT, whose product is annotated as RNA polymerase mitochondrial. Lineage: Eukaryota; Metazoa; Chordata; Aves; Galliformes; Phasianidae. The coding region runs from base 40 to 3750 and encodes 1236 amino acids. Gene Ontology annotation, cellular component: mitochondrial DNA-directed RNA polymerase complex. The record is from RefSeq and is a predicted model, not a curated record. Gene Ontology annotation, molecular function: protein binding; mitochondrial promoter sequence-specific DNA binding; DNA-directed RNA polymerase activity. The transcript is spliced from 21 exons. Gene Ontology annotation, biological process: mitochondrial transcription.